This is a messenger RNA of Exophiala spinifera, 2286 nucleotides long. Its product is annotated as NAD+ synthetase. Gene Ontology annotation, biological process: NAD+ biosynthetic process. Gene Ontology annotation, molecular function: glutaminase activity; ATP binding; NAD+ synthase (glutamine-hydrolyzing) activity. Gene Ontology annotation, cellular component: cytoplasm. The record is from RefSeq and is a predicted model, not a curated record. The transcript is spliced from 6 exons. Lineage: Eukaryota; Fungi; Ascomycota; Eurotiomycetes; Chaetothyriales; Herpotrichiellaceae. The coding region runs from base 1 to 2286 and encodes 761 amino acids.
AUGGGGAAGCUUAUCACCGUUGCAAGCUGCUCUCUUAACCAGUCGGUCAUCUUCCCCCUGCGUGACUCACCAAGCUCUAACAAUCUCAGGUGGUCGCUCGACUUCGACGGCAAUACUGAACGCAUUCUUGAGAGUAUACGGCAAGCUAAGGCUGCCGGGGCAAAGCUUCGAGUCGGUCCGGAAUUGGAAGUUUGCGGCUAUGGCUGUGCCGACCACUAUCUUGAAGGCGACCUUUUCCUUCAUUGCUGGGAAUCGCUGGCGACCAUUAUCAGCAAUCCAGAUGUCAAUGACUGUAUCCUCGACAUUGGGAUGCCAGUGAGACACAACAAUGUUCGCUACAACUGUCGUGUCAUCGUGCUGAACAAGAAGAUUUUGCUCAUUCGACCUAAGAUGUCUUUGUGUGAGGAGGGGAACUACUUUGAGAGCCGAUGGUUCACUCCCUGGACCAGACAGCGCCAAAUCGAGGACUACCCUCUUGAAGAGGCCAUAAGUAGUAUCACUGGGCAGCGGACGGUGCCAUUUGGAGAUGCUGUGCUCACAACCAUCGACACUUCAGUUGCUUGCGAGACUUGUGAAGAGCUGUUUACUCCUGCCGCGCCCCAUGUCCCAAUGGGACUUAAUGGAGUGGAAAUAUUUACCAAUUCUUCCGGCAGUCACUAUGAGCUGCGUAAGCUUCAGACUCGUGUGUCUCUAAUACGAGAAGCGACAAGACAAAAUGGCGGCAUAUACGUGUAUAGCAAUCAGCGUGGCUGUUCAGGAGAUCGGCUAUACUACGAUGGUUGUGCCAUGAUUAUCGUCAACGGCAGACUUCUUGCUCAAGGAAGCCAGUUCAGUUUGAAUGACGUUGAGACGAUCACUGCUAAUGUUGAUAUUGAGGAUGUGAGAAGCUUUAGAGUGAGCCACAGCAGAAACUUGCAGGCUGCUCGAGCAGAUCCUUAUCCUCGCAUUCACGCCGACAUUCGCCUCAGCCAUCCCCCACUAGAAGAAACAGGAACCAUCAUUUCCCCCUCGCCCGAUAUUCCAGUUCACUAUCAUAGUGCCGCCGAAGAAAUCCAGUAUGCUCCAGCUAUAUGGAUGUGGGACUAUCUGAGAAGAUCUAGAACUGCCGGGUACUUCCUCGCUUUAAGCGGUGGUGUCGACUCAUGCAGCACAGCUGUCCUAGUAUAUUCUAUGUGCAGUCUCGUCUAUGAUGCCAUAACGUCGCCGAAAACUCUGCCACACACCCGUGAGCUCGUCCUAUCAGACUGUCGCAGAGUCUGCGCUCAAGAAGACGACUGGACUCCCUCCAGCCCUCAAGAAAUAUGCAGUUACAUUUUCCACACCACUUAUAUGGGCUCGAAGAACAGCUCUAGAGAGACUCGUUCUCGUGCUGCUGCUCUCGCUAAGGCUAUCGGAGCCUACCAUGUCGACUUGAGUAUCGAUACCGUCGUCUCCGCGCUCUCCACUCUCUUUACAACGGUUACCGGUUUCACUCCGUCUUUUACAUCAUCAAACGCCGCAGAAGGCCUUGCGUUGCAGAACAUUCAGGCCAGAAUACGGAUGGUUAUCGCAUACUUCUUCGCACAACUGCUCCCGAGUGUCCGCAAGCGAAAAGGUAACGGUGGUCUGCUGGUCCUCGGCUCCGCCAAUGUCGAUGAACAGCUCCGUGGCUACCUGACCAAAUAUGACUGCUCGUCGGCCGAUAUCAACCCGAUAGGCGGCAUCUCCAAAGUCGAUCUCCGCAUGUUCCUCGCGCAUGCCCGAGACAAGCUCGAGCUUCCACUUCUCCAGUCUUUCCUUGAUGCGACACCCACGGCUGAACUCAUUCCUACUACUAACGCGGACUCCCACACGCAAUCCGAUGAAGUUGAAAUGGGCAUGACAUAUGCAGAGCUCAGCGUCAUGGGGCGACUCCGGAAAGUUCAUCGCCUUGGUCCGUGGGGUGUGUUCGAGAAGUUACUACCUCUCUGGACCGCUCCACCCCCAGAUCCCGAGACCAUUGCUACUGAAGAUCACGGUGCUCACUCAGACCCACAGUACGUGCACAGCGUUGCGCAUGGUGAGAGCAUGAGCCCCCGUUCUGUUUACGAGAAAGUGCGCAAGUUCUUCUACUACUACGCCGUCAACCGGCAUAAACAGACGACGCUCACGCCAGGACUGCACAUGGAACAAUACAGUCCAGACGACCACAGGUAUGACAUGAGACCCUUUUUGUAUCCAGCCUUUACGGCGCAGUAUAGAAAGAUGGAAAGCGCAGUGCAGGCGCUGGAAGCGCGAGAGAAGACUCAUGGCGUGAACGGGGCCUGA